AAGCCCUACGCUAAAAGAAUGACAAGACUGUCGCUAUCCGAUGACGUCAUUUGUUUUAUCUUCGGACAUGGCGGCAGAAGGUUCUGAGGAUCUUAGUGGCAAUGGAGAAAUGGAUAACCAAGAAGGAGAGCUUGGAGACUCCGAAGCCUUCGUGGCACCCAAUCCUGAGAACCAGGCUUCUGAAGAAGCCGACGGUACGAUGAUGGAAGCAGUGGAGGCUACGGCACCGUACACCAUGCCCGUAGUGGAGGGCGACGAGGAGGAUGAGGGAGAGCUCCCGGUGGACUUCGACAGGCUGUGGAAAGUAGCCCACGACAAUCCCCAGGAUUUCACUAGUUGGACAGACCUGCUACAAUACUGUGAACAAGAGGGUCACAUGACGGCUUCCCGUAGGGCUUUGAAUGCCUUCCUGUUGCGGUACCCACUGUGUUAUGGCUACUGGAAGAAGUUUGCAGACAUGGAGAGACGAGCAGGGAAUAAUGUCAAGGCAGAGGAGGUGUGUGUGCAGGGCUUAAAGGCCAUCCCUUUGAGUGUCGACCUUUGGAUCCAUUAUAUCAACUUGUUACUGGGGACUCUGAACAUGAACUUGCCUGAGUCCACACAGCGCAUUCGCAGCGUGUUGGAAGAGGCGCUGGAGGCCGCGGGGAUGGACUGGCACUCGGACCGGCUCUGGGACCUGUUCGCUGAGUGGGAGAAGGAGCAGGGCAACCUGAAAGCCAUGACUGUGGUCUACGACCGGGCGCUCAAAGUGCCCACACAGCUCUACCGUGGACACUAUGACAAGAUGAAGACUCACAUAAACUCCAAUCCACCUCUGGAUAUUCUGUCUGAAGAGGAAUAUCAGACUCUGCGGGCAGAAUACAAACAGAGCCAAGCUCAGGGAGAAGGGUCCAACCCCACCGAGGAGGAAGAGGAGAGACCCCCAGGAGAGGAGGAACCCGCAGACAACGACGAUGGCAAAGAUUCGGAAGAAGCCGUGCAAAAGAUGCAGGAGCUCUUAUUGGCCGGCAGAGAGAAGAUCUUCCAGGAGAAUGAAGCAGAGGUCAGGAAGAGAUGGACAUUUGAAGAUGCUAUCAAAAGACCAUACUUUCAUGUUAAACCACUGGACAAGGCUCAGCUGAAGGGCUGGCAGAGCUACCUGGACUGGGAGAUGGCCGAGGCCAAAGGGGAGCACGAGGGCACCGAGGGGGCAGAGGUGACCGAGGGGACAGAGGGGACCGAGGAGGCAGCAGCAGAGGUGGAGCAAGAGGCCCCAGAGGCCCCAAAGGCUGAGGGAGGCAUCUCUGGACACAAGAGGGUGCUGAUUCUGUUUGAGCGCUGUCUCAUCGCCUGUGCCCUCUACGAGGAGUUCUGGACCAAGUAUGCUCACUACAUGGAGCAGUCUAGCGUGGAGGAGGCACGCACUGUGUUUCGGAGAACCUGUGAGAUCCACUUGCCCUACAAGCACUCCGUCCACCUGCAUUGGGCAACCUUUGAAGAGCGGCACGGAAACUUCACUGUAGCCCAGAAUAUUCUAGAAACUUUGGAGCAAACCAUGCCGGGGCUGGCCGUGGUGCGCCUGCGCAGGGCGGGGCUGGAGAGGCGAUUGGGCCAUGUGGAUCGGGCGGAGACGAUGCUGACGGAGGCCGUAGAGCAGAGCAAAGAGAAUCCUCCGCUGCACGCCUUCUACUCCAUCAAGCUGGCCCGUCUGCUCCUCAAGCUGGGCAAGAAUGCGUCCAGGGCCCGCACUGUGUUACAGGAAGCCAUAGAGCUCAACCCAGACAACGGUAAGCUGCACCUGAACCUGCUUGAGCUGGAGGUGUCGGGAGACCCGCGCACGAACGGAACGGGGGUGCAGCAGUGCGUCACCCGAGCUCUGGCCGCCCCCCUCUCGCCCCGCACCAAAAUCCUCUUCUCCCAGCGGGGCCUGCAGUUUGCCGAAGACUUCGGAGCCACCGUUCAAAGCGUCCUGACCAUGUACGACGAGCACCAGAAGCUGCUGAAGGAAAUAGGCCCGAAAAAAAGGGGAGCGGAAAAUGGAGAUAGCGAUGACCCAGAGAAGGUUAGCCGCACGGAUGACGGCUCAGCCACGGCCGCGGCCCAGACUGCCCCCCCCACCGUACCGCCUGCCCCCAUGACGGCGCCCCCUCCUCCCAUGAUGGGGGACAUGAGUGGGUCAUAUGGAAGCUACAGCAGCUGGUAUCAGCAACCGCAGUAUGGAGGAUAUGGAGGAUACCAGAACCCAUGGAAUCAGUACAAUCAGUAUUACCCUCCCAGCUAGGCCAAAAGGCCUGCAUGACUCACUGGAGGCCACAGGAAUAUUGGGGUACUGUUUGAUGACGUAGAGAUAUGCACAUUCACUGUCGCGGUUGUCUCUGGAAGGGAUUAGAGCUGUCCUGUAAAGCAUCGCCUGACAACAGGAAUACGGAUAAGGAUCAGAAUCAUUCAAGGGUUUGAAAUGAAGCUUUGCGAAGCUAUAAAUAUCAUGAUUUUAUGAUGUUUAACAGAGGCCAUUUCAUAUCAGCUUCAACUUUUCAAGAUGGGAAAGGGUUAUUUUUAACAAUGCAGGCAUGUUUUAUGUUCCCAAUUUUUAAGAUUUUAAGAUUCCUUUGAGAUUUCAAGGUUCUUAAGUGUUAAAUAUGUUAGUAAUUAUAAUAAAAAUAUGGUCUUGUUUUAAAAAUGAGUAUGAUGAUGUAACAUCCCCAAAAAAUCGGUCGUAAUGUAUCAAUUCAAUAAGGUUCAGAGGGCUUUAACGUCAGCGAGGUACAACUGCUACAUUGCUGUGGAAAUCUUGCAUCAUUCCAGCAGAAAACCAGGCGUUUUUGUAUGUACAGAUGUUUUUUUAGAAUCUGAAUGGUAAAUAAGUUUAGCCCUGACUGCUAUCCCCUGUGCUUUCUUUAGCCAUAUGACAAUGGGUUGUCAUUUUGUCUCACUCAUCUAAACACCUUUUAUCCCCAUACUGUAACAUCCAUCUGUACAGUAUCUGUAAAAAAAAUUGGAUUGAAAUGUAAGAUUAAUUUUACUUUUGUAAGUCAAGAUGCCUAAGAAGGUAACAGGUAAUUUUAUUUGAUUUGUUUUUGGGUGUUGAGGAGGGAAAUAACCAAGUUACUGUGGUGCUGCAUCACGAGUCAUUCUUAGCAUAUAGAUCUGGCCCGUAUAGAUCUGGCCCGUAUAGAUCUGGCCCGUAUAGAUCUGGCGCGUAUAGAUCUGGCCCUGGCUGUAUUGACUGAUGAUCAGUAACCUUGAGACAGAUGCUGCCUCUCCAUCACCUCUUAUCCAGUGCUCCAGUUCCAUUCCAAUCUCUUCUGUUGUAUGAGUUACUUUGUGCAAGCAGGAAAACUACAUGUUUCUAGACUUCUAGACAUUUUAUUUUUACAAACAGUAACCCAUAAGUGAACUGCUGGCUCUUUUUUUAUUUUAUUGUAAUGUCUUUCAUGCAAAUGUGUUUUUUUACACAGUGCUUAAUAAAAGUGUCAGUAUACCCCAA
Molecule: messenger RNA, 3466 nt
Organism: Clupea harengus (Atlantic herring)
Lineage: Eukaryota; Metazoa; Chordata; Actinopteri; Clupeiformes; Clupeidae
Product: pre-mRNA-processing factor 39
Biological process (GO): RNA processing; mRNA 5'-splice site recognition
Cellular component (GO): U2-type prespliceosome; U1 snRNP; commitment complex
Molecular function (GO): pre-mRNA 5'-splice site binding; protein binding
Source: RefSeq, a predicted model, not a curated record